Xenia sp. Carnegie-2017 is the source of this 2659-nucleotide messenger RNA. RefSeq lists its product as uncharacterized. NCBI's taxonomy places the organism in Eukaryota, Metazoa, Cnidaria, Anthozoa, Malacalcyonacea, Xeniidae. The record is from RefSeq and is a predicted model, not a curated record. Gene Ontology annotation, cellular component: nucleus.
GAUUUCCGUUGAAAAAUCGACGGUAAAAAAGGCACUACUGGGUACUGGGUAACACCAUGGCUAACACACCAAAAGUGAGUAGGGGCUUUCCAGGCUUUACGGACAGUUUCUGACAAUGUAAAUGCAGAAAAUGAUGUCAUAUCUUCGAAUCACUCCUCGGGUUGGGAUCGGGUACGGUCUUGUUCGAUCCUUUCCGAAAAAUGAAAGUGUGCGCCAUCGCUAUUUUUAGCCAGCAAACAUGUUGUAAACUAAAAGUCAAUAUGAAAUAUUUCUGCAUUUAGCAGAAUUUUUGCGUUGCGUUUGGUAUUUUUUUUGAAUGUUAUUUUUAUAAAAGUAGUUUGAUUUGCGUCACAGAAUAAUAUGUAUGAUGAUUAAAAACUCUGGCGAUAUCGACUUAUCAGAAGCUUUAUCUGGGAGUAGAAUGUGUUUCGGAAAUAAAGGUUUGCGUUUGUUGAGUAUGCGAACUAGUAGAUCAGAGAUCUUGGCUAGUGAUGGAUUUCGCAAGAUUGAACCGAAACCAACGUGUUUGGUUAAAUCAUAUGAACAUGACUGUCAUACUUCUAAGGGAAAAAAUGCUUCAAGAUUGUUAGAGUCUAGGUCCACUCGAAGAGGAGUGCGUAUAUGUCCGACUUGUAAGAAUCGUGUGGGUUAUCGCUCAAAAAUCUGUAAACAUUGUUUGGCUAAUGCUGGUGGACAUAAUAGGACCAAAUGUGUACGUAAGAAUUCACGAAAGAAGUACAUGCAAGAGUUGAGUACAUUUGAUAAAAAUACAGAUUCAAAGAUAAUCGUUGGAAAUGAUAAUUCUGAAAAUUCUGUGGGAGAUUCAAAGAGACUUGGUAGUAAUUCAAAUACAUUUACUGUAAAGAAAACUAGUUUUCUUACUUGUGACAGACUAUGUACACCAAAGAAUAAUAAUAUUGAUGAAAACAAAGUUGACAAAAAGAUUGUUGCAUUUGAAUCAUUGAAUCCAGUAAAAAAUACUGUGAACAAUGUUCUAGAUGAAGCAUUAUCAGAAGAGUAUUUACCUCCUAUUCCUUUUGAUGGAAGUGAUGUAGAUAAUAUUAAUGAAUUGAAGCCAUCUACUGAUGAUGUUAUAUUGGCAAAGGGAAAUGCAGUCCAAGUUAGUUGUGUGUCUUUGAAUAUACCACAAAAUAACUUUAGUGAUGACUUGUUUGCAACAUCUCAUGAUGAUGUCAUAAAUAGAGAAGUGUGGAACUUGCAACAUUAUAAUGAUGUUUCACAGUCAAAAAGUCAAAUUACAACACAAGGAGAUGAUUAUGUUUUUGAAAAACAUUCAUUAUCUGUAGUUGGACUAAAUCAUGAUAAAAUUGGAUUCUCUCUAACACAACGUCAAAACAUUGGUGGCAUUGACACCUCUGAAACUGUCAGAAAUGUGUUCACAAAGAGCAUUAUUGAAACUGCAGCUUGUUUGACAAGACCUUUUGGAAAAGAUGAAAGUAAUGUUUUGGGUGAAGCUGAUGAGAAUGAAAAGACAAGAAUGCAAUUCAGCAAUUGCAAUGGACGAAAGAAAGCCAAUGUGUUCUUGAUACAGUUUUUAAGAAUUGAACCAAAGCCUUAUUCAGAUUUAUCUCCUUCAUCACAUAAAGACAACGAGCAAAGCAAAAUCAAGGAAAAUAAGUUUUUGUUAAGUAAACCUACCAGGCGAGGAGUUAAGAUGUGUCAUUUGUGCGGGAAGGAUGUUGGCUGUCGUUCUAGAAUUUGUAAAUUCUGCAAAGUGAUUACUGAUACAAACUCUGAGAAAAUCUCAAUAUUGGAUCAGAAAAAUCUUCUUGCAGUUAAACUUUGUGAGUACUUCCAUUUGGAAAGUGUUUUAUUCUCGGUGAAGAAAAACAUGGACUCUUCCGAAGAUAGAUGUUUUGUUAAAAAAAUUGAUAGUUCCUGGAAGGGGGGAAAUCGGCCUAGCAGCAGUAACACAGAUCACAAAUUUUCAUGCAAUUGUAAUGGUAUUGAGAUUAACACUUGCAUUCACAUUUCAUGUUUAAAACAAAAGCCAAACAUCGUCAAAGCUAGAAUUAUUGCGUUGAAACCUCUCCUUAUUGAUAUACUACCUAUCGAAUUUAUGUUCAAAGAAAAACUUCGUAAACUUUGGGAAAUAUUUAAAGAAGAUGAAAACUGUCCUCUAGUGCAGCAAGUUUGUCAGAAUAUACUGGUUGUGAUGGAUGUGACUUCAGAUGCAAAGAUAUUGCCUUUUCAUUAUACACACGUACGUUUUGACAAAAUAAGACGUCGAAAUAACACUGAGUUUCAUAUAUUCUGUUCAGGAGCAACAUGUUCUGCUUGGAACGAUGAGAAAUUUAAAAGUCCAGUCACGUGUCUACAUUAUUGUAUCGGUUUGUGGGCUAUCGCUUCGGACAGCGAAUUAAAGAAAUACUUCCGUGCAUUUCUGAAUGCAGAACAAGUAUACUUGCACAGUGAUGUGUUCGACAAUUAAUUUGACGGUGAUCCGUUUAACUUUUGCUUUCAAACAUACAUAAGUAGUUUACUUAUUUAUUGACACGGUUUUUUUUUGUUUGUUGGUAGUUAUUAAAUCAUUGAAUCUGCUAAUCUUAUCCGGUUUGUUAAAAGGCAUUUGACACGAUAAGAUUUAAUUCCUGAAUAUUAAUUCUGAAUUCCUGAAUUAAAUUUUUUUAUACCAAAA